UGCUUUCAUGCCAAAUGUGAUCAUGCUUUUGAGAUGAAAGAAAUUAAGUCGAGGGAGUCUUAGUAAGAUUACAUUAAUCUCUGACUUCCUGCAGGACUAUGUCUGGACAUCAAUGAGCAGACUUUUCUCUUGAUGAUCGAACUUUAAGCAUUGGAACAAUGAGAUUGCGGGGCGAUGAACAAAUAAAGACACCUGGAAUAGAAUGCAGUCAUGUCUUGUUCUGUUGAGGAAAGUUUAAGUUGAUCGCUUAACUCAUUUGACGCUAGGAGGUCGGGAAAAAUAGCCCGAUGAAAGAUUAUCUUCAACUUUUUUUGUUCCUCAAUUGGAGCUCGCGACAAACUCGAAAUCUGCCAAUGCACAACACAACAUGGCAGCUCCUGUGACCAAGCUUCAGCAGGUGAAGCUUCCCAGUGGACCUUCGCCUUUGACUCCAGAGCAACAAUACUGGAAAACCUUCAAGUCUUCGCAGAAUGUCCCCACUCAAUCGCCCGUGAACCAUAUUUCGUUUCCUCCGCCUCCGAGUAAUGCGCUGCUUCCUUCGAACAACGAUUACUUCGUCGUCACCGCGGGUACUCGAGUACAAAUAUUCUCGAUACGAACUCGAAAGUUGUUGAAGACAAUUACCCGAUUCUCAGACAUCGCGCAUAGCGCAGAAAUCCGAAGAGAUGGACGGGUCAUGGUGGCUGGUGACGAGAGCGGGAAGAUUCAGGUGUUUGACGUGAACUCCAGGGCCAUAUUGAAGACUUGGGAAGAGCACAAGCAACCAGUAUGGACAACGAAGUUCUCUCCGACAGAAUUGACGACUCUCAUGAGCGCGAGUGACGACAGAACGGUUCGGCUCUGGGAUCUGCCGAGUCAACAGAGUACUACAACAUUUGUCGGACACACAGAUUAUGUUAGAAGUGGAAGCUUCAUGCCGGGAACAAUGUCGAAUAUGAUUGUGACGGGAAGUUAUGAUCAGACUGUCCGACUGUGGGAUCCUAGGAUACCUACAAGAGCUGCUAUGACGUUCAAGCACGCAGCGGCAAUCGAGUCGGUGUUACCCAUGCCCUCUGGGACGACCCUGCUUGCAUCUGCAGACAAUCAAAUCUCGGUGUUAGACCUUGUUGCUGGAAAGCCGCUACAGCUCUUGAAGAAUCAUCAAAAGACGGUCACCUCAUUGUGUCUGGCAUCAAAUGGCACAAGGCUGGUCAGCGGAGGACUGGACGGGCAUGUCAAGAUAUUCGAGACUUCGGGAUGGAAUGUUGUAGCUGGAUCCAAGUACCCCUCGCCCGUGUUAGCAGUCAGUGUCAUCAGUGCAGGUGCCAACAGAGAGGAUAAGCAUCUUGCAGUGGGAAUGGUGUCUGGUAUUCUGUCUAUCAAGACACGACUUUCGGGACAGCAGAAAGCGAAGGAGAGAGAACGAGCGAAGGAAAUGCAGGCUCUGAUCGAUGGUACAAUUGAUGCAUACGACAAGAAGAACAAGAAGCGGACCAGGGGAAUCGAAAAGAAGCUCCGAGGACUGGAUUUCGUGGGUGAAGGAGCCGACAUCAUCAUUGAAGGAAACGAUCGACAGAAGAAAAAGCCGGAGACAGUGUGGGAGAGAGAUCUUCGACAAGGCAGAUAUGCUCAAGCUUUGGAUACAGUGCUAGCGCAGAAUAGCUCUUCUGUCACUGUGUUGACGCUAUUGACUGCCUUACGACAUCGAAGUGCAAUGAGAACAGCUUUUCAAGGUCGAGACGAGUCUACUGUUCAACCAAUCUUCAUGUGGGUUAUCAAACAUAUCACCGAUCCUCGAUACGUCAGUAUAUGCGUGGACUCAGCAUUACUCCUCUUGGAUAUCUACUCCGAGCACGUUGGUGAUUCGAGAGAACUCGGCAACAGUGUUAGAAAGCUUAGUGUUCAGGUGCGAAGGGAGGUGGAGAGAUCUCAACAAGCUUGUCAGACAAGCGGAAUGUUGGAGAUGUUGAUGACAGGCAUGCCUUGAGACUUAGUCUUGAAAGACGACCAAACGAAGGACAAUCUUGUCUCUUACAGCUAUUGAAUCGGCUUGCGCAGGGACAAACACCAAGGCUUAAGGCUGUUAUCAAC
Messenger RNA from Mollisia scopiformis, 2070 nucleotides. Its product is annotated as WD40 repeat-like protein. Lineage: Eukaryota; Fungi; Ascomycota; Leotiomycetes; Helotiales; Mollisiaceae. Gene Ontology annotation, cellular component: nucleolus. Gene Ontology annotation, molecular function: protein binding. Gene Ontology annotation, biological process: rRNA processing; positive regulation of transcription by RNA polymerase I. The transcript has a single exon. The coding region runs from base 368 to 1966 and encodes 532 amino acids. The record is from RefSeq and is a predicted model, not a curated record.